Messenger RNA from Boleophthalmus pectinirostris (great blue-spotted mudskipper), 4267 nucleotides. RefSeq names its product tensin-3 (gene tns3.2). Gene Ontology annotation, molecular function: protein binding. The record is from RefSeq and is a predicted model, not a curated record. Lineage: Eukaryota; Metazoa; Chordata; Actinopteri; Gobiiformes; Gobiidae. The coding region runs from base 128 to 3748 and encodes 1206 amino acids. The transcript has 27 exons.
CUCUCUCUCCCUCCCACUGUCAAGUCUCCACCUCAUUUCCUUCACCAGUCACACAGACUUUCACUCAUCUGGCUUCAUGUUGCUGUGAUUUCUACGUCUGUAAAGCCCCGUGUGACUCGUGUUGGUCAUGGAGGAGGCACUGCCAAUUGAUUUGACCUACAUCACAGAACGGAUCAUCACUGUAGUGUGUCCCAGAGAAUGCUCAGACAGCUCUUAUCUGCACAACCUCAGCCAGAUCACACAUAUGCUGCAUUCAAAACAUGGACACAACUACAUGUUUAUUAAUCUCUCAAACAAAAAUGAACCUUUCAGCAGACUGCCCCAAAAGGUUGUGGACACAGGCUGGACUGACCAACUGGCUCCAAAUCUCGACCAGAUCAUCAACGUGUGCACCGCUAUGGAGAACUGGCUGCACAGGCAUCACAAACAUGUCCUGGUGCUUCACAGUUGGGGAGGGAAAGGCUUGAUUGGCGUCUUGCUGGCUUCCUACAUCCACUUCAGCAACUUGUCUUCCAGUGCAGACCUUUCUUUGGACCACUUUGCCAUGAGAAGAUUCUUUCACGACAAACUGGCUCCCCUGAUGACCCCCUCUCAGAAAAGGUAUGUGUGGAUGCUGGGGAGCAUGCUCAAGGGGGGGUUAAGGAUGUGCCCCAAUCCAUCCUUCCUCCUCUGCGUGGUCCUGCACAGCCUGCCAAAAAUAAGGCCUGAUGGAGGAUGCAGUCUUUUUCUGCGUGUUUACCAGAGUCUGCAGGCGGUGUGCACAUCUGCUGUUUAUCACGUCAAUGCGGCCCAGAUUGACCGGCUUUACUUUGUGCUCCAGCCUGCUCAGCUGCUCAAAGGAGACAUUAUGGUUGUUUGCUAUGACAAAAACUGGCGGUCAUCGAGUCGUCAGGUUGUGUUCCGGCUGCAGUUCCACACAGGCCUGGUGCACGGACACUCUCUCACCUUCUUUAAAGCAGACUUGGACUGUGCCAGUGAAGAUUCCCGUUUCCCAGAAAAUGGAAAAGUGGAGUUGUUCUUCUCAGAUAGUCCUGAGAAGAUAGCAGGCAGAGAGCUGUGGCACAAUGGACGCUCAGUGACAGUGGACUAUGACACUUUGGAUCCUGUAGUCAGACGAGACUCCUACCAAGACAUUUCCAGUUUGGGAACAGGUUCCUCACUGAAUGGCGGGAUCUAUGCAAAAGUGAGGAAGCCCAGCUCUAAAGAAGGCCCUCCGUUCACUCUGUCUUCCAGUCCUCCCAGCUGCAGUGAGCGUUUCCCAUCUGGCAGCAGUGACUCCGGUCUGUCAGUGGCCUCCCAGGGCCCUACCAGGACUUCCCACUGUCGACCAUAUAAACUUGAAAAGCUUGGAGCUUGUUUUACGGAAUUGGAGCUGGCCCAGUCUUCUUUGCGGGCCAUGACUGAACUAACUUUGUCCAGUGGGGGUGAGGGGGGGAUCACUGGUGAUGAGUCUGGUUUAGGACAGACUGAAAAUGGGGAAACUUCAUCCACGGAGCGGGAGACGGAUAUUUUGGAUGACGAAGAGGAACUGCGGUCUGCUUUGGAGAGGCCUAGCUCUAGUAGCAUGUGCUCACUGUCUUCUGAGGAGCAGCCUGUCCAAAGUGAAAAGGAUUCAACCCAAUCCUGGAUCCAGCAACAACAGAAAGUAGUUAGCGCUGUCGUUACAAGGGACUUAGAUGGCGAUCACAGUGUUACUGAGGAAAGGGAAGCUUCUUUCUUAGCUCCUGAUGCACCUGUUAGGGGGUCCAGCAGCAGAGAGGCAGUGCAGAGGGGCUUACAAGAGGAUGGGGUAGACAACAAACAGUCACCGUGCCAAGAUGAGGAACUAGCAUCUUUAGCCACAGAUAUCGAUGAAUCCAUUGAACAGUUGAACCAGCUCAUCUUGGAUUUGGACCCCACUUUUGUUCCUGUACCGACAAAGUGCUCCCCCCUGUCCCGGUCAGCUUCACUUCACAGCAACGGCCUCAGCCACAAAGGACUCACGCAUCUGACAGGGUGGAAGCAGCAGAAGCAGUUCAGUGACGUGACGGAUUACUGCGGAGGCUACAGUCCUGAGUGGAGAGCCCAGAGUAUAAGGAACAGCCCCUCUCCACUCCGCAGUCCCUCAUAUACCACACAGCAUGGGAAUCUUUACAAAACCAACAGUGUGGACUACGCUGGACAAACAGUCGGCAAUGACCUGGUCCCACCAACGCCGUCCUUCCCUGUGUCCCCCACAACGCCCUAUGUGAAACACUUCUCAGAGUUUUCCCAGAUUCGGAGCGGUGGGCAGUGGGACCAACACAUCUGGACACAAGAUUCGCGGAGUUUCCUGGACAGUAUGAACCAUGCCAGCAGCGCCAUAGAAGGAGAUGUCCCCCCGGCUUCCUGUCAGAGGAGCUUCGGUUCCAUGUACUCAAUGUCGUCAAAUAGUCCCCUCCCACACACAGACAGUUCCACACCUCCUCCAGUCUGGCAGGACCGAAGUCCAAACUCCUUAAACUCUCCUCAUCCCACCCAGCCAUCACCCCCUCUGUCCCUCAGCUCCCCUAAAGCGCACAGCUCUCCUCGGGGGGCUUUGAAGUUUCUGGGGAGCAGACAGACUGACAGCACAGACCUCUCUUCGUUGUUGGGGAAUGGCAGUCUGGAGCACAGCUUGCUAGAGGCCAUGGAGGGCUUGGAGGGACUGGGUCUGAUUGGGGAUGGAGGACUGCCCCCUCUGCUGCCUGAAAAGAGGAGGGCAGGAGAGGUGGGCGACCUCGGAUCACGCUCUCCCUCCUUAAGUGGAUUUUCCAGCCCUCACAGCGGCAGCAGCCUCAGCAUCCCCUUCUCCUCCUCCAUGAGUCCAGACCCACUCCGAGGUCUGGGAGGGGCCCCAUCACCGGGACCCGAAUUCGGCAGUAAGCAAGACACUGUGAAGUUUGUUCAGGACACGUCCAAGUUCUGGUACAAGCCUGACAUUUCCAGAGACCAAGCUAUCGCCCUUCUAAAGGACAAAGAACCAGGUUCUUUCAUUGUCAGAGACAGUCAUUCAUUCCGUGGGGCAUAUGGGUUGGCUAUGAAGGUGGCCACGCCCCCUCCUUCAGUGGUGCAGCAGAGUAAAAAGGCUGGGGACAUGUCCAAUGAGCUGGUCAGACACUUUCUGAUUGAGUGCACACAGAAAGGAGUCCGUCUUAAAGGUUGUCCAAAUGAGCCCUACUUUGGCAGCCUCACAGCUCUUGUAUGCCAGCACUCCAUCACCCCUCUGGCUCUGCCCUGCAAACUCAUCCUUCCUGACAGAGACCCAAUGGAGGAGCUCAAUGAUUCCACUCCACAAACAGCAACAAAUUCAGCCGCAGAACUUUUGAAACAAGGAGCAGCAUGUAACGUGUGGUACCUUGGCUCUGUGGAGCUGGAGUCCCUGACCGGACUGCAGGCAGUUCAGAAGGCCACCACUGUGACUCUUGCCAAGGACCCUCCUCCUCCCUCCACUGUCGUCCACUUCAAAGUGUCAGCACAAGGCAUCACACUCACGGACAACCAGAGAAAGUUGUUCUUCAGGAGACAUUAUGCUGUUAAUACUGUCAUUUUCUGUUCGCUGGAUCCACAGGGCAGGAAGUGGAAACGAAACAGUGGAUCUACAGCUAAGAUCUUUGGGUUUGUAGCGAGAAAGUCCCAGAGUGAGACAGAAAAUAUGUGCCACCUGUUUGCAGAGCACGACCCCGAGCAGCCGGCCAGUGCCAUCGUCAACUUUGUGUCCAAGGUCAUGAUCGGGUCACACAAGAAGUAACACACGGGAUCUGUCAUCAAAUUAUACAAAAAAGAACUAUGACAUGCACACUCCAGCACUUGUUCUUAUAGUCAUCCUGCAAAAUCACUUCUACUGACUGCACUGCAGGAUUUUGCCACUAGAUGGAGCUAAGACUGUCAUAAUAAAGUCCUACACAGAGACGUGGAUUUCAACAGAGAAGAUUCUCUAUAUUUUGAAGGGUUAUAAUAUGAAUGCACGUACUUAUAUUGUGUAUUGUUUGUCACAUAUGACAUUUCCCUUUUUAAUUUGAACAUAUUCUGAAUAUAUUUGAGAAAGAGCAUGUAAAUCCAAAGAUUUUAUUGGUGAAAGUCUUAUCUUUGAACAGAAUCAAUUUCAAUGUUCCACAGGACAAAGGGUGGAUGUCUUGUAUAUGAAAUAUCUUUUGUGAUGUAUUUAUCUCUUUUACAGAGGUGUAAGUCUUCCCUACAUUACCCUAUUAUAUAUAUUUUUGUAUAUUAACUUGUGUACAUUAUUAAUAAAGUCACUAUACAUAAUUAA